Messenger RNA from Malaya genurostris, 2799 nucleotides. It is a transcript of the gene cass, whose product is annotated as apoptosis inhibitor 5 homolog. The transcript has 9 exons. The coding region runs from base 146 to 1801 and encodes 551 amino acids. Gene Ontology annotation, cellular component: nucleus. Gene Ontology annotation, biological process: negative regulation of apoptotic process. Lineage: Eukaryota; Metazoa; Arthropoda; Insecta; Diptera; Culicidae. Gene Ontology annotation, molecular function: RNA binding. The record is from RefSeq and is a predicted model, not a curated record.
UCAAGUCUAUUCACGAAAAAGUUUAGAAAAAGGUUAAACGUGCUCUGUUUGUGCAGAAAAAUCUUAAUAUUUUCGAUUUCUCGUCAUCAAAAGCGCACCAAAUUUUACAUUUUGAUAACUUGAAUUCGGUGAUUUUCAUUUCAGUAUGGAUUCCAGUGGCGAUCGAAUAGACAAACUGUACAAAAACUAUGAAAUAUUAACCGACGCUAAGGAUAAAAUCGGAGAGCACGAACUAGAGUACCGUGAAAUAUUGGAUGCGGUCAAAGGUUCCGAUAAAGAAAAGCGACUAGCAUCGCAGUUCAUAGGGAAGUUUUUCAAACACUUUCCUAGUCUUGCCGAAUUGGCCAUCGAUCGGCAAUUGGAUUUGUGUGAAGACGAGGAUGCACAGAUCCGCAAGCAAGCUAUCAAGGAUUUGCCUUUACUAUGCAAGGACUCGAAGGAGCAUACGCCGAAGAUUGGCGACAUCCUUGCUCAGCUAUUGAUCACGGAAGAUGUAACGGAGCUGCAGCAGGUGCAUUUGUCAUUAAUGGCAUUGGCGAAAUUUGAUGCAAUUGGUACUCUUACCGGGAUAUUUAGCCAAAUUGUGUCGGGAGACGAACCGACUCGCUAUCGUAACUUUCAGUUUAUUUUGAACAAAUUGAUGAAAAUGGGUUCGGAAGUUAUUACGAAAGAAGUCGAAGAUUUUGUUAUUGGAGAAAUCAAGAAAAUUCUUCUGGAUGUCAGUGCCGACGAGUUCCAUUUGUGUAUGUCUAUCCUGAAUCAGACCAAACUGAGUAAAACCGUAACGGGUCAUGCUGAAUUGGUGGCAAUUGCUACGGAACAGGCCGACUUAGAUGCGGAUCUGGGUACACUAGCUUCCGACGACGAAACUGUAGAAAGAUUCAUCCAGUGCGCCAGCGAAGCUCUGCCGUAUUUUUCAUCACAGGUUGAAUCAACCCAGUUUAUAAAGUUUAUGUGCGAAAAACUUCUACCGUUGAAUGUAUGGAACCUGAUAGGAGCUGGAGAGGAUCAACAUACCACCCAGUUGCGAUUAUUGAAGGUGUUUGCCGAGAUGUGUGCUUUCUGUGGUUCUUUGGACAAACCCGCGGACAAGAUCGAAGCAAUUUACAGUGUACUUCUGGAAUUUAUGCCACUUCCACCGAUAGAUGCCGAUAUGAACGAAACACCGUCGUUUCAGUUCUCGCAUGCCGAGUGUCUGUUGCAUGCAUUACACACUUUGGGCAAGCAAGCAGCCGAAUAUCUUACAUUUCCAAACGAGCCUGGAAAAUUGAAGGAUUUCCGCUCUAGGCUGCAGUAUUUAGCCCGUGGCACGCAAGGUUACAUAAAGAAACUUCAAGAGUCUGUCAAAGAAAAGCAAAGCGAUGAGAAAAAUUCCGAGGAUAACCAGAUCAGGGUCACAGCGUUAAAAACCACGUCAAACAUCAGCACUCUGAUUCGAGACCUAUUCCACACACCGCCGAGCUUCAAAUCAGUCAUCCAUCUGUCCUGGGUGGCAUCCAAAGGAAAAGGAGACACCAAAUCUCCGGGCAAACGACACGCAGCUAUAACCUUCAGCGAGAACGGCAAAUCAAACGAUUCUAAGGGACCUAAACACUCCAAGAGUAGUUCAGGAACACAGAAAGUAUACACACCACCGUCGGGCAAAUACUCGGCCAAGGUACAAAAUUAUUCUGCUAAGAAUGGCUCGGGUACCAGUAACAGCGGAAACGGUGGUCGUCGUUCUGGAGUUGGAGGCGGUUUUCGUCGGAACAACUACGGUGCGCGAGGAGGCAGUGGCGGAGGUUCAAGAAGACGCUAUUAAACGGAAGCUGUUGGUAUUUGACAAUCGGGUGAGAUUGAACGAUUCGAACAGAGUACGAAUUUUAGUCACCUCCUCCUUUUACUAGUUAUCGAAAAAUUGGGUGGGUUAGUAUCUCUCUUAUUGGCUUAUUUUAUCUCAAUUCACUAGUUUACGCAGUUAUUGCGUAAACGGCAAGGACACUUCGAAGGGACAUCAUCGGACAACAUUGGGAUGCAGCCUAGGAAUGCCGUUCAAGGAUAUCUACCUGCUAUAAACAUUUUCUCUUUCAGGUUAUUGUUCGUGCCAAAGAUCCCCACAUCCUUUGUCUAUGUACAUUAAUUCGUUGAGAUAACUAAUUUUAUUUAUCCAUCAUCUUAAACAUUACACAGCUUGAAUUUACUUACAUCGAAAUUUAAUCAAAACGUCCAUCUACCAUCAAAUUUAUUCCGUCUACUUUCUGAUCAAGAUAAGAGGCUAAGAAUUCGUACUUCUGUUCGAAUGGUUUUUUUUUGGUUUUGAAAGAAACAUUUCAUCGGUGGAAUCUUUUCAUCGUGGGACAAACAAACUGCACGAAUAUCACGUAAUGCAUUACAUUUUCUUUUACAAAUAAAAGAAACAUUCGCCCCGUGGCAAGAAGAACGACAAACUGCAAUUACAUAAAGCAAAAAUGUGUGAGUAACUCAACCUUAUGGUAUCAUGAUUUUGAACUCUCAUAGAAUUAUCCAAAAACGAAAUAAUGUAAGGAAUCAUCAGACGAUGCUUCCGGAUCGUGUACACAAAUGUGUGGUGUUACGAACCAAUUACAGAAAGAAAUAGUUGUCGACCUGUUCAAACUACACAGUGCACAUAAAAUCAUUGAAGAAGCUUGAAUUUCGUUAAUGUUGCGUAAUAACAUCCUGUCGGAUCGGACAGUUCGCAGUUACGCAGUUUGCACAUAGUUUAGUAUGUUUAAUAUACACUUUGAUGAUAUAAUACCUAUCGAUAUUUAACAAACAAUAAACUUGCUAGUGAGUAAAUGA